GUAAAAAAUCAUUCAAUCUGCAUGUGAAUUUUUGCUAAGUGUGAAUAUAGAGAAAUGGAAACUUCCUCAUGGCCACCUCUUGAGAAAAAAUUCACAUAGUUUUUCUCUUCUUUGUUUUCUUCUUUUUUUCCUGUGGAUUUCAUCUUCCCACAGACUAAACCAACGUCAAAUAUAGCCAACCAAACUUUCUUCCCUAUUCUUCCAACUAGCCAAAAAAUGUCAGCCGGUGCUAACUUUUCCAGGCCAUGGCCAUUUUUGUUACUCUGUUUUUUCAUCUUGAUUUCUCCUUCCCAUCAACACGAUGAACUAAAACUCCUUAUGCAAUUCAAAUCCACCCUCAAAAUAACACAAAGUUCACAACUUUUUGAUACAUGGACACCUGAGAAUAGCAUUUGCAACUUCACUGGAAUUAUCUGUGAUUCUACAAGUCAAUUGGUUAAAGAAAUCUAUCUUUCUGAGCAGAACUUAUCUGGGGUUGUCUCUUUUGAUUCCUUAUGCUCUCUGAAAUCACUAGAAAAACUUUCCCUUGGUUCUAACUUCUUGAACGGUAGAGUCAGUGAUCACUUGAAAAACUGUACAAAGUUGCAGUAUUUGGAUUUGGGUUACAAUUCUUUUUCAGGAGAAGUUCCAAAUUUGUCCUCUUUAACCCAACUGAAGUUCUUGAGUCUCAACAGAAGUGGAUUUUCUGGUCCAUUUCCUUGGACUUCACUUUCAAAUCUUACUAGUCUAACUUUCUUGAGCUUAGGUGAUAAUUUAUUUGACAAAAGUCCUUUCCCACUUGAAAUUCUGAACCUUAAUAAGUUAUAUUGGCUUUAUCUUACUAAUAGUAGUAUUGGAGGUCAAAUUCCAGAAGGUAUUGGAAAUCUCACUCUGCUUGAAAAUCUUGAGCUUUCAUAUAAUUUCUUGUCAGGUAAAAUCCCAGAUGGAAUAACAAAACUUACCAAACUUCACCAGCUUGAGCUUUAUGAAAAUGAACUCACUGGAAAAUUUCCAGUGGGAUUUGGGAAUCUCAGUAGUCUUGUAAAUUUUGAUGCUUCAACGAACAAACUUGAAGGUGAUCUUUCAGAGCUCAAAUCUUUGUCUCUUCUUGAAUCUUUGCAACUGUUUGAGAACCAGUUUUCUGGUGAGAUUCCUAUUGAAUUUGGAGAUUUCAAGUUUCUCACAGAAUUGUCUUUGUACGCAAAUAAGUUAUCUGGUUCUCUUCCUCAAAAGAUUGGAUCAUGGGCAGACUUUCAAUACAUUGAUGUUUCUGAGAAUUUGUUGACUGGUACAAUACCACCUGAUAUGUGCAAGAAAGGGAAAAUGACUGAUCUUUUGCUGCUCCAAAACAAGUUCAGUGGUGGGAUACCUUCAAAUUAUGCUAACUGUUUGUCGUUGCAGCGUUUACGGGUUAGCAACAAUUCAUUUUCUGGAAUAGUCCCUAGUGGAAUUUGGAGUUUGCCAGAUUUACUCAUCAUUGAUCUCAGAUUGAAUUUAUUCGAAGGUUCAGUGACAUCAAAUAUUGGUGAAGCUAAGUCUUUAGCACAGUUGUUUCUUGCCAACAAUCGGUUCAAUGGUCAGUUACCAGAGAGAAUAUCAGAAGUUUCUUCAUUAGUAGCCAUCAAUCUGAGCUCGAAUCAGUUCUCUGGUGACAUUCCAGCAACAAUAGGUGAACUUAAGAAACUUAAUAGUCUUCAUUUAGAGUAUAAUUUGUUUUCUGGAAAUCUUCCAGAUUCAAUCGGAUCAUGUGUUUCUCUAAAUGAAAUUAAUCUUGCUGGCAAUUCGCUUUCUGGUGAAAUUCCUUCAAGUCUUGGCUCUUUGGCAAACUUGAACUCUCUCAAUAUAUCUGAUAACAUGCUCUCAGGUCAAAUUCCAGUGACCCUUUCGUCGUUAAGAUUAAGCCUCCUUGAUUUGUCGAACAAUAGGUUGAGUGGUAGCAUACCGAAUUCUUUAUCAAUAAAAGCUUUUAGUAAUAGCUUUUUGGGAAAUCCAGGCCUUUGUAGUGAGAAUUUCGGUAGUCUCAGCCCAUGUUUAUCAGAUUCUCAUACAUCUAAAGAGCAUAGAACAGUCAUAUUGUGCUUGAUAGCUGGUGUGGUUGUUCUGGUUCUUUCACUUACAUGUUUCAUCUAUGUGAAGUUUAAGCACAAUAAUCAGGAUAUUCCUGUAAAGAGACUUGAUUCUUGGGAUAUCAAACAGUUUCAUGUAUUGAGCUUUAGUGAAGAUCAAGUCUUAAAGGCAUUGAAGCAAGAAAAUUUGAUUGGUAGAGGUGGUUCAGGGAAUGUGUACAAAGUAGUCUUGAAUUGUGGAAAAAGUUUAGCUGUGAAACACGUUUUGAAAUCUGAUUCUAGUGAUGAGAAAAGUUACCGGAGCAGCUCAGCUAUACUGGCAAAGGGGAAUGGCAGAUCAAAGGAGUAUGAUGCUGAGGUGACCACAUUAAGCUCCAUUAGACAUGUCAAUGUUGUCAAAUUGUACUGUAGCAUCACAAGUGAGGACUCAAAUCUGUUGGUUUAUGAAUACUUACCUAAUGGAAGUUUAUGGGACAAAUUGCACACGUCACAGAAAGUCAAGAUGGAUUGGUUGGUGCGAUAUGAUAUUGCAUUAGGUGCUGCUCGGGGGCUGGAGUAUCUGCAUCACGGGUAUGACAGACCUGUUAUGCACCGUGAUGUCAAGUCUAGCAACAUCUUGUUGGAUGAAAAGAUGAAGCCCAAAAUUGCUGAUUUUGGACUAGCUAAGGUUUUGCAGGUCAAUGGUACUAAAGACUCUUCUCAAGUUGUAGCUGGGACACACGGCUAUAUUGCUCCUGAGUACGCUUACACAACCAAGGUGACCGAGAAGAGUGAUGUCUACAGCUUCGGGGUUGUACUAAUGGAAUUGGUGACUGGAAAGAAGCCAGUGGAUGCUGAGUAUGGGGAGAACAAUGACAUAGUCCAGUGGGUAUGUAGCAAGAUAAGAAGCAAAACUAGCAUGAUUGACUUGGUGGAUUCAAGCAUUUUGGAGGGGUUCAAGAAAGAUGCUGUCGAGGUUCUUAGAAUUGCAGUUCAUUGCACAGCUAGGACGCCAGCAUUGAGACCGUCCAUGAGGAUGGUAGUUCAUAUGCUAGAAGAGGCCGAGCCGUGUAAGCUGACAAGUGUAGUUGUGAAUUCAAUGAAUGAGGAUAGCAGUAACAAGGAGUUGCAAACUAAUGGAAAAGUGUUGAUGCCAAUAUCAUGAGUUCUGAGUUCUUGUUGAGAGAAGAAGAAUUUUGCUGAGUGUUGAACUCUGUUGCAAUCUUGCAAAGAAUGCUUAUUGUACAUAUGAGACUCUUGAAGAAAGAAACAGCCGCGAUAGGCUGUCAAAAGUAUUCACUGUUAACAUUAAUAAAAUCUGCUUCUGCAUUAGCAAGUGGAAGUAAUGUAUUUCACAACCAAA
Molecule: messenger RNA, 3387 nt
Organism: Nicotiana tabacum (common tobacco)
Lineage: Eukaryota; Viridiplantae; Streptophyta; Magnoliopsida; Solanales; Solanaceae
Product: receptor-like protein kinase 7
Biological process (GO): protein phosphorylation
Molecular function (GO): receptor serine/threonine kinase binding; protein kinase activity; ATP binding
Source: RefSeq, a predicted model, not a curated record